UCAAAAGCAGGUUGCUUACUUAAGACCCAUCUACUUUAGAAACAAAGAUAGCUAAAAUAUCCACUUCUACACCAACAAAAGAUCAAGUAGCAAUGGCAAGCAAUGGAGAAAAUGGAAGACACCAAGAAGUUGGACACAAGAGUCUUUUGCAAAGUGAUGCCCUUUAUCAGUACAUUCUUGAAACAAGUGUUUAUCCAAGAGAACCUGAAGCCAUGAAAGAGCUAAGAGAGAUUACUGCAAAACACCCCUGGAACCUCAUGACCACCUCUGCUGAUGAAGGACAAUUCUUGAACAUGCUUCUCAAACUCAUCAAUGCGAAGAACACUAUGGAGAUUGGUGUUUUUACCGGUUACUCUCUGCUUGCUACUGCCAUGGCUCUUCCUGAUGAUGGCAAGAUUCUAGCCAUGGAUAUCAAUCGGGAUAACUAUGAGAUUGGUCUUCCGGUAAUUGAAAAAGCUGGACUAGCUCACAAAAUUGAAUUCAGAGAAGGCCCUGCACUGCCCGUUCUUGACCAAAUGAUUGAAGACGGCAAAUAUCAUGGAUCAUAUGAUUUUAUAUUUGUGGAUGCUGACAAGGACAAUUACUUGAACUAUCACAAGAGAUUAAUCGACUUGGUGAAGGUUGGUGGACUAAUUGGUUAUGACAACACCCUAUGGAAUGGAUCAGUGGUGGCACCACCUGAUGCACCCCUCAGGAAAUAUGUUAGAUAUUAUAGAGAUUUCGUAUUGGAACUCAACAAAGCCUUGGCUGCUGAUCCAAGAAUCGAAAUUUGCCAGCUUCCAGUUGGUGAUGGAAUCACCCUUUGCCGCCGCAUUAGUUAAAUAUACAGAAACAUUGUCUAUUUGUGGCAACCAAAAAUGGAAGUCAUGCCACUACUGGACUAGCUCAUGGCAAUGGAGGAUUUAUUGUUUUUUGAAUUCCCCUGUUUGAAUUAUUCGUUAUUUUAUCUUUUAUCAGUUCUCUUUUCUUGUAAAGAUUACAUAGUCUAUAUUUCCUACAGUUUGUUUCACAAUGUAUUUUGAUAAAUAAGAAAAAUUUCAAGUUCAAAGAUCAAA
Messenger RNA from Lycium ferocissimum, 1055 nucleotides. RefSeq names its product caffeoyl-CoA O-methyltransferase. The transcript is spliced from 5 exons. The coding region runs from base 93 to 821 and encodes 242 amino acids. The record is from RefSeq and is a predicted model, not a curated record. Gene Ontology annotation, molecular function: O-methyltransferase activity; S-adenosylmethionine-dependent methyltransferase activity. NCBI's taxonomy places the organism in Eukaryota, Viridiplantae, Streptophyta, Magnoliopsida, Solanales, Solanaceae.